AUGCUUUUAGAAAUUCAAAUCUUACAAAUAUUACGAAGCAAGCUUUCGUCAACUCCCAUCAUUCCAAGUCAGCAUUUGAACAUUUCAUCCGAAACAGUUGUUCCUUCAUCUUCAAUCACUAAGUCUACGCAUAGACCUACUGCUCGAUCAUCAGCAGUUAAUGUUCGAAACAGGCGAAAGAUUAUUAAUCGAACCACUCCAUACUCAAACUCACCACGCAAAGCUGAUAAACAGAGACAUUCAAAUAUAACUUUGGAUACUUUUUCUGAGACAAUUUCUUCAACCAUCAAUGACAGCACUUGCAAAAAUUCUGUAUCCACUUCAGCGAGCAAAUAUUGGGAUCAACAUUUCACGGGACUUGAUGCAUAUCCCGAGUUUACAACUUAUGAUGACAACAUAUCUCUCAAUUAUCUUCAAUUCACAGUACCUUUUGAUAAUGCGCAAUACGUAAGGCCCGUAGAGCAGUCGUUUACGUUUGAGACCGAUUUCUAUCCAAAUCUCCCAGGUCUUAAUUAUGACGUAAUUGAACCAAGCUUUUUUUCUUCGGAUCCAUCAGGAGAAAUUGUGUUAAACAUGGAAUCAGUUGAUCCGACAAAUAUUACCAACGAAAAUCCACCCUAUAUAAAUCAGUUAUCACUUUUAGGCUUUGAACCAUUAUAUUAUCCCAAUUCUCUAGAAUUCGGUGUCAUUGACCCUGCAUUACUUUAUCUGGAUCCACCUUCUUUUACACCUUUUUCCUAUGGACGUAGUUCUAAUAUCUAUCAAGAGAUUCCUUGA
Molecule: messenger RNA, 777 nt
Organism: Acaulospora colombiana
Lineage: Eukaryota; Fungi; Glomeromycota; Glomeromycetes; Diversisporales; Acaulosporaceae
Source: the annotation of a GenBank genome assembly